GCCUGUAGAGUAGAUAUAACAACAGCGAGUGAGGGAAUCUGCGGGAAGGUGGCGCUGUUGUAACAAACUGGAUGCAAAGCGUCUAAUCAAAAUAACAACGAAGGAGAACACAGCCGCGCGUGCGCAUUAAUUACAACACCGGGUUCAAUAAACGUAUGGCGUAGUAUCAGCUGUUUUAUUUUAUUUGAGCUUUUUACAACUUUCUAUUCUAUUUGGAUUAACGCUAUAUUUGUUAUAUUUCCAUUAAAACGUUAUUUUAGCACCCGUGAUGCAUUGCGCGUUAAAUCAUGGACACUUUUUUAAAAAUUGAUUUUAAACUUACAACCUCAGAUUUGGACAAGAGAGGCAGACCUGGAGUCAGUUUAUAAACACCAGGAUUAGAUAAAGUCAAGUCUGAUAUUCUCCACCAGAUCUGAUUAUUCAUCUGUAAUAAUGGGAAAGAUUGGAGUUUGAUGCAGAUUUUCUUUUUUCUUGUUUAUGCAGUGACCCAGGACACACAGUUCAGGAUGUCAACAAUCCUGACACUGAAGUGAAGUGUGGCUUCAUAGUAAAUACUUCAUGACCGUAUACUUUCAGAUGUGUACAUGAUUAAGUCCACUUUCUGGAGCCAUUCCUUGAUUGGGCCUAAUUGGGUUGCAAGACUUCAAAAACACUUCAACCAACGCCUAGAAGGUGUAAAAAAAAAAAAAACCUAACGUGAGAAACUGUUCCUGUUUGUAAUGCAGUAAAGAACACUGUAACCUGAUAUUCAGCUUUGUGUGUAAUCACGUAAAAGGGUGUAGAACCCGUUAAAGAAAGAAAAAAAAAAUCAAAACAAUGACCACUAAGUCUGUCUCAGUCACCAACUUACCAUACUGGGAAAGUGGCAAAAGGAGAAUUCGAUUCUUGUAUCUAGUCGGUGACGAUUCCUUUCAAGUGACCAAACCAAGUACAAAUGAGGAUCCAGCAAUCCCUCUAUUUCUUGGAGCUGAUCUCUUUUUGAACACGGACGUCCGCACCGAGAACCAUCCCAGGUACCACGCCAAGUAUGCAAAAAGGGGACUGGCGACCAAACUGGCGUUCUCCUCAGACCUCAGGUUCCAAGGCUUACGAGUCCCUUGUUCCAGUAACAGUUUGUGGUUCUACGGUGUUCACGGGGUUUUUCGAGUUGCCUUUGAGCUUUACAGCAGACAAGAGCAGCUGUCGGUCUUGGAGUCGUUUCAGGAUCUGUGGAAAUCUCGGAUCGACGAUGAUCAACUGAACUCGGUGUACAACAUUGGAAUCCAGCUCGACAUGAAACCACCAAAACCCAGUGAUCAAGAGAAACCAGUGGGAGUUAAUCAUUUAUCUAGUGAUAUAUCUGUAUGUACUGAGGACCAUUUAAGCUCUCAGGAGACAGUGGAAGACUUGGAGGAAAUGACCUUAGAGUCAACAUCUGGUCAAGGAGAUACUUCCUUUUCUGCAGACCAUGAUUACUGCUCCCUAGCUGAACCAGUGGAGUCGAAAUACUUUAGCGUACUCACGGAGAGACUUUAUAGCCUAGGAAACAAGGUGAAACGCACAUCAAUUGUGGACAAGAACCAAGAAGAGACCAUUUUGAAACUUCUGGAUUAUGUUGAUUAUUGGAUUGAUGGACAGGUAGAUGAGGAAAAACUGGCAGAAGCAGUGACGGUCUUGCUUCAAACUCAUUUUAAUGGUUAUUCCAUCUAUUCCAGUCCUUUACUACAGGCUGUGGCUAGCUGGCUGGGUCGACAGUUCCAUGAAGCCAACAGCAGUGUGAGUGACCAGGUGGAAGGAUUUAAGAUAAGAAAUAUUGAACACAUUAAAGACCUGCCUCCAGCAGAAGAUCUAGCAACCGAGCUCUUCCCUGAGGCCAUGAGGAACCUGCUGAUACACUGGAUGGGCCUCAGCGAAGAAGCAGCAACAUGGAAAAGGCUCAGUGAAUAUCCCAUUGUUUUGCUCAUACUGGAGUUUGCCAACCAUAACCUCAUCACAGGUGUGGCUCAUGUCUUGUAUUCCAGUCUAAUAUGCAGGUAGAGAGACAUUAUUGUAGUGCCGUUGUAUCCUUGGAUGUGUUUGGUAUCUCCCAAAUCUGAGCUGUUUAGAAUUCCUGCUUCACUUUACAGACACUUGGCCUAAUACUUAACUUUUAACCACAGUUUAUCCCAGUUGAGGACCAACAUGAGCGUCCUCCAAAUAAUGCGAAGCUAACAUCUUUCCAAAACAAAAAAGCCGCCAUCUUGAAGACGGGAUGGUUUUGCUUCAAACUCUUUUUCAUCUCUACUCCAUUCAUUCCAGUCCUUUGCUACAGGCUCUGUAUAGGCAAGCUGUCUUGGGUUAAGAUGUGCAUGAAGCCAAAAGCAGCACAAGUCACCAGUUGGACAGAUUUAAGACAUGAACACAUAUUAAGGACCUGUGGAGGAUAUGGAGACUGAGCUCCUCCCCGAAGAGGUGAAGAGGUGGUCACAUGUAAAGAGGAAUGCCAUCUUUCCCACCCAGAGAGCAAUUCCUUAGAUUUAUGUAGUGCUUUUCUAGGAACUCAAAGCACUUUACAUUGUAUGGGCAGGAAAUCUCCUCAACCACCACUAGUGUGUAGCAUCCACCUGGAUGAUGUGAUGGCAGCCAUAUUGUGCCAGGACGCCCACCACACACCAGCUAUUCAUGGAGAGGAGACAGUGAUGUAGCCAAUUCAGGGAUGGAUAUUAUUAGGGGGUCAUGAUAGUUAAGGUCCAACGGGGGAAUUUUCGCCAGGACACCAGAGUUAUAAUCCUACUCUUUAUGAGAAGUCUCCUGGGAUUUUUAAUGACCACAGACAGUCAGGACCUCGAUUUUACAUCUCAUCCGAGAAAGCAGGGCCAUUGAUGUGGCAUUUGUGACAGUGGUGACUUGUGAUCUCGCACUUGCUUACAGUUGUGCAAUCAGGAGGUAACCUAGUGAUGCAUUUUAUUACACUUUAUGGCCAAUAGUUUGUGGACACCUGACCAUCACACCCAAAUGUGGUUCUUACCCCAACCUGUUUCCACAAAGUUUGAAGCACACAGUUGUAAAGAAUGUCUUUGUAUGCUGUAGCAUAAUAGUUUCACUCACUGGAACCAAGCCUGGUCCAGCAUGUAAGACUUGGUUUACCUAGGUUGGAGUUGAAGAACUCGAGUUUCCUGCUAAGAGACCUGACCUCAACUCUGAACACUGACUGCACCCCAGGCCUCCUCACCCACUAUCAAUGCCUGAUCUCACUAAUGCUCUUGUAGCUGAAC
Ictalurus furcatus (blue catfish) is the source of this 3233-nucleotide messenger RNA. RefSeq lists its product as uncharacterized. The record is from RefSeq and is a predicted model, not a curated record. The transcript has 4 exons. The coding region runs from base 817 to 2016 and encodes 399 amino acids. NCBI's taxonomy places the organism in Eukaryota, Metazoa, Chordata, Actinopteri, Siluriformes, Ictaluridae.